Messenger RNA from Periconia digitata, 4061 nucleotides. Lineage: Eukaryota; Fungi; Ascomycota; Dothideomycetes; Pleosporales; Periconiaceae. The record is from the annotation of a GenBank genome assembly.
GUGCUCCAUGUCAUGUCGCUGCGGCCUCGACCCAUAGCCAUGUAUCAUAUCGUGCUGCUGGCUGGGAGCUAUACGACUAGCCAACUAAGUCCUUCCCGUGCCCAUCAUCUCCACUCGACGCCUGGCUGCAUCUCAACCGCUACCGCCGCCGCAUACUCGCUCCAUCCCAUCCCAUCCAAUCCCAUCCAUCCUGUCCCGUCUGUCUUCUCUUUCACUCAAUCUCUCCUUCUUCCGUUUCCUUUCUCUCCUUCUCCCCUCCUCCACGCCCGUACAAAAUCACCGCCUCCCCUUUCUCCCCUCCUGCUGUUCCCCACCGCCCCAACUCUGCUUCAACCGUACCGACCCACCAACCCUUGCUUGCCUGCUGCCCACACGGGCCAUCCACCACCGCUCCCAUUCCCCAGUCUCCUCCUCCACAGAGCACGCCAGGAACGCACCCCCGCACUACCACCACCACCACCACCACCACCACCACCACCACUACACACGCCCACGCCCGCAUCUCAUCCCACCCGCCGUUCCCCUUCUGCUCCUCCCAGACCGCCGCACUACAAAGCGGCCCUCACCGCCCAGCCGCAUGUCGGAAUCCCUCAAAGCCCUAAUCUUGCGGAGGAUUCAUCUUGGUACACAGCAACAAAAACAGCAGCAGCCGCAACAACUAUGAUGCAGGUUUUACCCCAGAUGCCAGACGUCUCCGUCUCGCGCCCGACACUCCGCUCUUCAUCCUCGACAACCUCUGCAUCCGCCUCCUUCUUCGACUCGCAGUCGCCCUAUCCUCCCCCGCGUCGAAACAGCUAUUCCUUCUCCGAUCUGAGCUCACACGCCUCCCUGAGCUCAUCCCAGCAUUCUUCCGCAAAGUCGAGCACCACCAGUAGCCUCUCCCUCGACACCCGCUUCGACGACUGCAGCAGCGACGACGACGAAUUGUCCUUCCCCACCUAUGUGCGUUGCGUCAAGUAUGCCGACAACCAAGAUGCACCGCCUUCGAGUCCUGUGCGCACCACGCCCGCCGAGCCCGCGACACAGACUGCCACACCUGCAUCGACCCCUGAUCAAAUACACAUUUCCGAAGACGAUUCUGCCGUUCGUUCGGAGCCGUCCCAUCACGUAGACUAUCUCUCGCAUGAGUGGAAAGAGGAAGACAUUUGGUCAUCAUGGCGCCAUAUUGUCGAACACCGCAGUGUCUACGGCGAGCGAUCCAGGUUGGAGAAUGCCUCGUGGCGAACGUGGGCCAAAACCCAAUUCAAUCUCAGGACUACUUCUCCCGAGUCACUCAAUUGGUUAAAAGAUGUGGACGUCACAUGGCUGUACGGUCCACUGCAGCCCGCAGCGAAUCGCUUGGUCUCACAUCGCAAUUCCGAACCCCCGAGCCGACUAUCCAAGACCAACUCUUUCCUGAACCAGCCUACUAGGCCCAUUCUGAAGAAGCGGAGCAUGUCGGAGGUGAUGCUGCAAAACUCCAUUUCGGGAGCAUCGUUGGUCAAGCAGGCUGCUGCAGCUGUGCAGGCUCAGCAAGUCAUCGGUAUAUCAUGGGAGGGACGAAUGAAGCGAUCACUCUUGAUUGGACGAGCAGACUGUGAUUUCACAUCGAUCCCUACUCGGACAACGAGCCGAGACACGGCCGAUUAUUUCUCGUCCCGAUCAACAUCAGGCCUCCAGACUCCCGAUCAUCACGAGAAGAAACACAUUCGAUUUGACGAAAAGGUGGAGCAAUGCAUUGCUGUCGAGUGCAAAGGCGUGGAAGACGAUGAGGAAGAGGAGGAGGACUUCAAUCACAACCCUUGGGCCAAGUACAACGAAGAAGACUCAUCGGAUGAUGGAAUGGUCAUGAUGAAGAAAUCUAGGAGGAAGAAGCGGCCGAUUUCACGGUCCCAAUCCACAACCAAUGUCGCCGGAGAAAGCAAGACCAUUGCUAAGCUACCUUCCACCACACUUAAAAACCGGAAUGAUUCCAUGGAUACCGACGAGCAACACUCCACCCCCCACUCGCUCGGGUUCUUCCGCUCGAGCCGGUUGUCACCAUCCCCUUCCCAAGAAACACUGCGCCCAUCUAAUCCCUCCACCAACUUCCUCCUCGCUGAAGACGACGACGAAGAUGCGGACAACUUCACUUUUGACGUAUCCCGCCAGUACGAUGUCAAGCGAUCGGCCACCCCGUCGCCCUCCGAUCCUUUUCCGAAGCGGUCCAGUGCUUCCCAACCCGAUUCGACCGACGCAACGGAGCUGCGAAGGACGGAAUCAGGCAUGUUUAUGCCAUUUGAAGAUGAAGACGAGCAUCCGCCACCACCGGGCAUCAUUGGCCGUGUUGUGGAUACGGUGAACACGGCGCGCGAUAUUGCGCAUGUUAUUUGGAACGUAGGCUGGAGGAAUUGAGUCGCACUGCAGUUCAUCCGAUCAUCAGCAUGAACAUUACGGCGGUGAAGAUCAUUUUCGUCUUCAUUGUGCCUGCUAUCAUCUCCGUCACGACUCCCAUCAUAAGCUAUGGCGUUCAUUGUUUCAGUUUUUUCUUUCUCCUGUUUUCAUACAUGUAGCAUUUUUUUGUUUGGCACAAUAACAACAGCAAAGGCAAAACGGUUCAUGGUCAAUGGUCUGGUCUGGUUUGGUUUGGGUUCGGGUUUGGUUUGUUACCACGGCCCUCGGUUGUUACAAUCUAUUUCGACAUGUCGCGGAAGAGAAAAAAAGAGCCUUGGAACACAAGCGACAUGGGAGUUAUCGGGCUUCAUCGGCUGGCUAUCUGGGCGGUUAUCACGCUUUCACCACCACCACACCAUCUCUUCUUCUUUGACUUCCUUUCUUUCAAGCGUUUCUUUUUUUGACCGAGGGCUCGCCUCUUGCAUUGCAUUAUGGGAUUUUGGGUCUGGCCAUUUUGAUUUUAUUUUACUCUCUCUAUUUGUUCCCACUCUCCCCGUCGCCACCUUCAAAAGACGGAAGGUAACAUAGCUAGACAAUACAGUAAGAAAAAAGCGGGGAUCGUUCCCAGUUUUUUCUACCUUUACUCCGCUUGCUUUCUCUCAAUCAACUAGCCACUAUGUGUUUUUGAUCGCUGCCCUUUCUAGUUGCUGCUACUACGACGUACGCUACUACGGUACCCCUUCCUAUGGUGUACAAUGGUAAAUACUAGUUCCCUCGUCCUCUCUUGAAGCAUGCAAACCGCGAACGUGCGAGAGACAGAAAAAAAAUAGCGCUCUGCCAUCUCCGAGUCGAGUCACUACUUCCUGAAUCAUUCGCCAUUGUAUCGUUUCCCUGCCAUUCACCACCGACUUUGGGCACCAAUUACCCCGUGUUGAGGUUUCAUGUCCCGUGCUCGUCAAAGAGAAGGGGCAAAAAAAAAAUUCAUCUCGCCCUUUGUCUCUUCACAUGGUUACGCCUAAACACACGGGCUGUACGUUGCGCCCUACUACCUUGCUUUGCCUUUGCGGCUUUUGUCACCAUCUACCCCCCCUUCAACGUCCCACUUUGCAAUCAGAACGGAUCCCAAAGAUGUGACAGGAAGGAGAAAGAAAAAAGUCCAGCCCUCAUCCAUUCUAUUGACCAGCCCACUUUUCUUUAUCUCUUCUUUUUUUUUCUUCUCCCCUCCCCCCCAUUUGCGCUCCCGGCCGGGAAGGCCCGAAUCACGGAAAUAGCUUGGCCCUUUUGUCCAUCCCCUUUUUGCUUUGCCUACCCGAUUUCUUCCAUUCCCAUGUAACAAAGACCGUGAAGAGAAAAAAAAAAUAGGUAAAGUGGGGCGACUGUUCACGGUUAAGGCUGCAAAAACGGGUAGACUGGUACAUAUUGCGGGUGGGGCCGAAUCACCAACUACUUUAGAUUUGCUUUUGGGUUAUCCAUGGUAUUUUCACGUCUACCUAUCUUGACAAUUUCAACGACUGAUUCGACUGCGGCGUGAAUUUUUUUUACCCUCAUCACACGUGUUUCUCUCUCUCUCUCUCCCACAUCUUUGAAAAUUGGUAGUUGAUCUGAUAAUCGACUCUGGGUGUUCUCUCUACGAUUAUGGUUAUGCGUAGGGGUAAAAACAAGUGUUUGCCUGUAUACUUAUAAGUGACCAAUGUACCUAGGUACUUGAC